AUGGGCGUGCGCGGACUCAGUCGCUUCUGUCGCCAGCGCGAGGCGCAGACGUCGACCGAGACGCCGGACCUCCAUGACGUCACGCUGGCCGUGGACUUUGUCGGCUUCCUCUACUACCUCUGCGACGAGCUCUUUCGCGAGACAGACGCGUCGCCCGCGUGGCUGCUGCUUGGCGGCUGCACGCUGCGCUUGGAGCGAUACGUCGAGACGUGGCUUGCGCGACUGAAGGAGCGUCGCGUGCGGCUCGUGUUUGUCACGGACCCGCCGCAGUGUUUUGGCGGUGAGAGCCACCGCAAAGGCCUGUGCCUGCAGGACCGUCGACAGCAGAAGGCCGAGCAGAUUGAGCAGGUGGCCCACAGUCCAGAGUGGAGUUUUCCUCGUUGCAGUGAUGGUAGCCAGAGGUUGACACGCGCGGGUAGUGGUUCUCUGCUGGCCAAGACGUUGCUGCAGACGAAUGGCCGCUUCCCGUUUGCCCGCGAGAAACUACGGGGAGUGCUGAAGAGCCACGGCAUUCCGAUCACAACAGCGAGUCGAGAAGCUGAUGAAGAAUUGGGCGCUAUGGUCCGGACAGGCGCAGCGUUUGCGGUCUUGGCGGAAGACUCGGACUUUUUGGUCAUGACGGGAGUCAAGUACAUUCCGUUUGACAGGCUCACGUUUUACGAGGACGAACAGUGUCCAGAGCACUUGAAAGUACGGGCGCGCGUGUUUUCGUCCGACCUGGUGGCACAGGCACUCGGACUGCAAGUGGAACAGCUGGUGGACUUGGCACUGCUGUGCGGCAAUGACUUCACACCGGUGCUGGACGACGCCUUUGACAUGGCGAAAACGCUUGGAUAUCCUGUGCAGCGCCUGCAGGCGUCGAGCUCGCUGUACCCUGCAACGGCUGCCAGGUGGGUUGUUGAGCAUUUGCCGACGGUGGAGAAUCCUUUUUUGGCGCAGAUUGAAGCAAAGAAGAAGGGGUUUCUGCAGGCGCUGUUUGAGAUUUACCGAUUUUACGGACACGAGGAAGUGUUUUUGAAGAAGUUUCCGAUGAAGAUCAAGCCGAUUAUACCUAUCAAGAAGAUGAAACAAUACAAGAAGUUGAUUGAUCACUUCGAUUAUCCCCAGAUGGCAAUCGACAUUUUGGAAACAAAAUCACGUGGGCUAAGUCUGAGGUUUGACCCGUUAGCAUGGGUGCCUGGAUUGGAAGGUAAGUCGCUGGAUGACCUGCAAGCACCAGCACGAUAUCUGUCCUACGUCGCGCUGAAUGCGCCAGUGGUGCAAGAAAUGACAUUUGACCGCACAGUGGAGGUACGCGUCAAACCGGUGGACAGCCUCAGUCCUUUGCUGUCAAUUCCAUUGCAGCAGCGCUCUGCAAAGGCGGUGGACAAGAUCCUUCGCUCUCUGGCAUUUUGUCUGCUGUACGAUGAUCCGAAUGGAGAAAAUCCCAAGGCAGCACAGUUAGCUGGCACGUUGGGAAAGGCGGACAAAAAGGGACUUGCAGUGAAGAGUAUCGUGUAUGGUCUGCUCGCGUUAUGGAAACAAGAUAGAACGUAUUUGGCUGAUGCAAGCUUGCUGGAUGACCGGCUUCUCGAGUUGUUGUUGCUGUCAUCGUUGAUCUCAUUGGCGAUAUGUAUGUCCAAGCAAAAUUCAGAAGACGCUCGAGCUCUCGUCGUGUUCGAUGAGCAUCUCUUGAGUAUGGAAGUCUAUGCAGUUGUCGGCGGCUACCUCGAAAUCCUGAAGCAGUUUCACCAGCUGCGGCUUGUGAUCGGAAGCAAACUGCCAAAAAAGCUAGGCUGUGCGACGUAUUUUUCGUGCGAAGUGUUCAUUCAAGUAUGCCAGGUUCUGAUGCAGCGCAACGGCACCAACCCAAUGACGGCAAAGACCCGGAGUGGCGUACCAGGGUUUUCAUUCAAUGAGGUGAAGCCAGUGUUGAAUCUCUUCACGGAAAUCUCUAGCAAUGAGUUUUGGACGCAUUACACAGCCGUUCGUACUACGAUGCGACGCAUGAAAGAAUUGAUUGCGCUUCCAGCUGACCGUGUGCAUGCUACCAUGAGCGACAAGGGCCUCGCAAUUCUUGCACUGGAAAAUGCUAUGACAAAGCGUGACCCGAACAGCGCUGACAGCUCUAAAGUACUGCCAGUGAUUGCACGACCCCUCCCACCAGCUGAUUUUAUACCACCUUUGCCGCGAAGCUUGCCGCCUCAGCCGCAUGUGCCAGCCUCGACGUCCAACCGCUCAUUUGCUGACGCCCAGCCUGCAUCUCCUUUUAUUCCACCUCUGCCACCCAAGGCUUUCUCAAAUCUCCAGGCCUCGGCGCCUCCUUUUAACUCGCGACUGAUAAAGGGUUUAAUGCCAUCGUCUGUAGCAAAAUGCCUUGGCAUGGGUAGUGCCGUGCGUGAAAAUGCUGGGCACGUGCCAGAAACAGAGUCCCAGGUCAAGAAGCCCGCGAGUUUGAAGGGGCUGAUGAAAACGUUGCCUGUGUUUGGCCACCGGAAGGAGAUUCUGGACAACGUGGCUGAAAACCAGCUGACGAUUAUCCAAGGCGAGACCGGUUGUGGUAAAAGCACAUCGGUCCCUCAAUUUCUAUACGACUCUUGGGCCCGAGAUCGUAGUACCAGUGGCCGACCCGUCAAUAUAUAUGUGACACAACCGCGACGUAUUGCUGCGAUAGAACUGGCCGGCACUGUGGCUAGGAUGCGAGAGGGGAAUGAGUUUGGGGAGGAUGGUCGAGUGGGAAAAGUGAUUGGGUACAGAAUCGGGCAGAAACAAGUGACUUCCAGCGAGACCAAGAUCACGUAUGUGACUACUGGGUAUAUGGUGGAGCGGAUUAUCCAUGACCCAGAUGCGCUGAAAAGUAUGACACACUUAGUGCUCGACGAGGUGCACGAGCGCAGUAUGGAUGUCGACCUGCUACUGUUGCUGCUCAAACUUCAGCUGAAGGAUCACCCCCAUCUCCGCCUCGUCAUCAUGUCUGCAACCAUGGAUGCGCAGCUUCUGAUCAAGUAUCUGGGCGGAUCACUUUCGACGCGCUUGGUCAACCGAAAGCCUCUUUUCGUUGGUUCCAAGUUGUUUCCUGUGAAAAGCGUGUACCUGGACGACUUAUUAGAUUGGUUUCCCAGUCUGUCGCGACGGUGUCAGAAGGAAAUGACCUACAUGAAAGGCCAGUUUCAUUUGCUCUCGCAAGCUCGUGUAAGUGCGAACAGUGAAAUGGCAAAGAAAGCAAUUUCGAAGAUCCACGAAUACCAGUUGACCAUGAUUGAGGUCAUGGUGCGCUUGCUCAUUGAGGCCCACCGCUCUCGCACUGGAUCACAAUGUUUUCUUAUAUUCUUGCCUGGUGUCGGAAGCAUCGACACGUUGUACGAGUCACUGAGCUUUCUUGCCAUGGGCGAGCAAAACGUUCAGGUGUUGGUGCUACAUUCGGGAAUAGAGUUGGAGCACCAGCAGGAAGCAUUCAAAUUGCUAGGGGAGAGAUCAACUAAGAUCAUAUUGUCCACGAACAUUGCCGAAAGUAGUGUGACGAUCCCGGAUGUUACGCAUGUGAUCAACUGCUCGAUUGAGAAGCAGAUUGAGAUGCCGAAUGCAGAGAAAUCGCACGCGGAGGUUUUGGUGCAUACUUGGUGCUCGCGCGCGUCUGCACUGCAACGCUCGGGGCGUGCUGGAAGAGUCAUGCCUGGCACAUCUUUUCACCUGUUUACGAAGCCAUUCCGUGACCUGUGUAUGGCUGAAUACAACACCCCGGAAUUAUUGCGCAAACCGCUCGACCGCACUGUGCUGCAAUUGAAGGGACGGCUUCACCAGUUUGGGGUGCCCAGCUCACUUCUCCAACAGGCUCUGGAUGCCCCGGACCUUUCUCGUAUCGGUGGAGCCUACAAGCUGCUGUCUUCGUUCGAUGCCAUUGACUCUGAUGAGGAAAAGAACUCUCGUUUGACGAGGUUUGGCUCGUUUGUUUGCCACAUGCCUCUCAGUCUUGAGCUGUGCCGACUUCUCAUGACGGGCGCCUAUAUGGUUCAGGACACUUCUAGUGGACAUGAGAAGUGGCCAUUGCUGCUAAACGUUGUCGUCCUGGUGGCAAUUCUUGCUGCACCAGACCUGUUUGUGAUGCCGUCGUUCUACCACGCGAAGUCCGCGCAAACUUAUUUGCAGGAGAUGAAGAAGAACUUGGCAGCGAAGCUGAAGUUGGAUGACGGAAUGUGGAGCGAGCCGCUAUCGAUUUGGUUGUUUUACAUGAAGACAAUGAGUGAGCAAUCGUUGAAUAAGAAACAAAACUUGAAUGCCACUUUCUUUAAGGUGUCCAUUUCUGCUCGACGGUAUCAGACAUUGAAUUUCUUGAUUUCGGAUCUGUGUGCGCGUCUAGUUGCACUGUCAAAGGACAAAACUGACGAGUUCAGCCAGCUGUUGGACUCGGAAACGGUCGUGAUGUUGAUCAAGCUGGAUGGGUACGCAAGUUCUCAGCGGAUGGACAAGAAGCUUCUGACGUUUGCUCGAGCUGUUGUGGCUAGCAGACGCAACGAAGCGCGUGUCCUGCGUUUCUUGAUUAUACAAAACUUCGGUGAGCAUCUUAUCGGGAGCUCCCGAGCGAAGCCGACCAAGUUUGCAGACGAUGAUCUGGACGGCACUGAUCGUGUGGAUCUGAAAGUGGACAAGAAAGAAGCUGUAAGUUUUCACUCGCUUUCUGACGAGAACAAAAGCGUACUCUUUAGUCAACUCGCCAGCAGCGCCGAGCCGGCGGAUGAGCUUGCAGCCAUCACCCAAGCGCACAACGUUGUGUCAAUCUACUCGUACAUUACGCCGAAGAAUAACGAUGGAGGCUUACUCAACGACAGCUGCUUUAGCGAAGUGACUGCCAACACGUUAUCAAGAAUGAGCUUCCCAGUGUCGCUGGUCUACUACAUUCGUGGCGAGGGGUUCCCUGUGGAUAUGGGCUUGGGGACGGAACCAGAGCGAAAUAACCUUUCGUUCAAGUUGCGUGUAUCGCGUAGCAAUUCAUGCGGGCUAAAGUGGGAGCAGCUAAAAGACAACGUCAAAGCGUCCAUUGGCAACCGCAGUCUGUUCUCGCUGCCUGUUCGCCCAGUACUAAAGGAACCGAAGAAGGGGGAGAAGGAAGCGAAAUUGCUAGCGGUUUAUGCCGAUCGACUGUUCAUUGGCGACGAGACGAAAAUGCGGUGCAACAACUGCACACUGCUGCCCCCAAGCAGCGUGUGCUACUACCCGAUUAUGUUGCUGGUCACUGCUCCACGCCAUGCUAAUAUUCAGCUGCACAUGGAUCCGGUAGCAGGAGAAAUCUUGCUGGUAAAGGUGGGGGCUCAAGACGCAACUCUUCCUCGCAAGAUGGCACUCAAAGUCGACGUGCUAGCGACUGUCAAUGCGGUGCGCGCGGCGCUGUCAGAUGCACUGAACGCGACGGUAGGAGCCAGGAGAGUGUGUGUGUCUGACUUGCUGGCUUUAGCGGACGACUCCGUCUUCUUGACGAAGGAGAGUAAGGCGAAUGCAAAGAAUUGCAAGUGGGCACGCUUGUCGAUGGACAUGCCUGAUAAAGCACAGCUAGCGGAGGGAGAGACGCCGGCUCGGUUUCCAGCGUUGUACAUCUGA
Hyaloperonospora brassicae is the source of this 5571-nucleotide messenger RNA. Lineage: Eukaryota; Oomycota; Peronosporomycetes; Peronosporales; Peronosporaceae. The record is from the annotation of a GenBank genome assembly.